Molecule: messenger RNA, 1299 nt
Organism: Alternaria postmessia
Lineage: Eukaryota; Fungi; Ascomycota; Dothideomycetes; Pleosporales; Pleosporaceae
Exons: 1
Coding region: 1-1299 (432 amino acids)
Biological process (GO): N-acetylglucosamine catabolic process
Molecular function (GO): N-acetylglucosamine-6-phosphate deacetylase activity
Source: RefSeq, a predicted model, not a curated record
AUGCCAUCGGUUGCACCAGUGCAUCCUGGGAGUUUCUCGGGCGUCAUCAAAUUCACCAACUGCUUAUUGGUAAAAGGCAAUGCUUUGGUCAACCAAGACUUAUGGAUAAGCUCUAAGAGCGGCAAAGUUCUAAACGGACAAGAGAUUCUCUACGAGUAUCGCACUGCACCGGAACAAAUUGUCGAUUUGGGUGGACGCGUCCUCUCGCCAGGUCUCAUUGAUACCCAACUCAAUGGCGCAUACGGUUUCGACUUCUCCGUGCUCCCAGAUGAAGGCACAUCGGCCUACGCCAAGGGAGUGCAUCGAGUCAAUCGAAGCUUAGUUGCAACGGGUGUCACAUCAUAUCUGCCAACCUUGACUUCACAACUACCAGAGGUUUACCAACAGACCCUGCCAUUCCUAGGGCCCUCAGGCGCCGCUCGCGAUGCAUCAUACGGAUCAGAAUCUCUCGGUGCCCAUUGCGAAGGACCGUUCCUGAGCCCUACUAAGAACGGCAUCCACAAUGCUCUUGUCCUACGCGAACCAACAAACAACGCCUCCGACCUGGAAGCCUGUUACGGCAGCGACAACCUGCAAAAGCCCUCGCCCAUUAAGCUUAUCACCCUUGCACCCGAACUUCCCGGUGCCCUCUCAUCCAUCCCCCAUCUCAACUCCCUCGGUAUACACGUUUCAAUAGGGCACUCGGAAGCAACCUACGAAGAAGCAAAAUCAAGCAUAAAAUCUGGUGCACGAAUGAUAACUCACCUCUUCAACGCUAUGCGUCCUCUUCACCACCGCAAUCCUGGCAUCUUCGGCCUCCUCGGCACACCGUCGUCGUCUAUCCAGAAACCAUAUUUUGGUAUCAUCGCGGACGGCAUUCAUCUUCACCCGACUUCUAUAAAGAUAGCAUGGAAUGCUCAUCCAGAUGGUCUGAUUCUCGUUACCGAUGCCAUGGGGUUGGCAGGUAUGCCCGAUGGGACAUAUGAUUGGACAAACGGGUCGCGAAUCGUCAAGCAGGGCCCGUUGCUAACACUCGAGGAGAAUGGUAAAAUUGCGGGAAGUAGCAUUCAACUUGUGGACUGUGUUAGCAACUUCUUGAAUUGGACGGGGGCUAGUGUGCCCGAGGCCCUCAAGGCGGUCACUGAGACACCGGCGAAGAUGCUGGGACUACAGGGUAUCAAGGGCACGUUGGAGGAGGGUGCGGAUGCAGACUUGGUGGUAUUAGAUUUGCAGGAAGAUGAGGGCGGGGAAAAGAAAUUCGUUGUGGAUGAGGUGUGGAAGUUUGGGGUUAGAGUUUUCGAUCGGACGCAGGACGAGUGA